This is a messenger RNA of Styela clava, 2074 nucleotides long. Its product is annotated as small ribosomal subunit protein uS7m-like. The record is from RefSeq and is a predicted model, not a curated record. NCBI's taxonomy places the organism in Eukaryota, Metazoa, Chordata, Ascidiacea, Stolidobranchia, Styelidae. Gene Ontology annotation, biological process: translation.
AGAAAUUCUCGAAUAUAGUUAGACAAACAUCCUAACUUCCAGACCAUCAUACUCAUUGUGGAGGCAAAAUUAACGAAUAUAUUCUGAAGGGGUUUUAAUAAUUACUGAAAACAACAGAAAGACACAGUUUGGGAGAAUUUAUCGAAGUUCAAAACUGAGGUCGAAUCCAAUCUUAAAGGACAUAUAUUUCACAUUCGAAAUAGCAUGGCAAAAAAUGAGCAUUAUUAGGGCAAGAACUGAGAGGAAGUGUUUUUCGGCUCUAGUGAUUAAAGCGCCCAUUGUUAGUCUUUUUCCGGUUUUUUUCAGUAAUUAUCAAUUCCCCCAAUUUUGUUUCUCCCCACAUACAUUUAAAGAUAUUGGUUCUAAUACUUGUUUAAUUGUGUAUUUAAAUAUAGCAUAACUGAGUUAUAGUUAGUUACAUGGUCUAGAAAAAUCAUGCUCUCACUGGUAAAGAAUGCUGUUACUUUGCAACGAGUUUGCUUCGGGCAUUUAAAUGCUAAAUUGAAACUGAAUAGCGUGAAUUUAUUAUCGACCAAUCAAAAAGCUGCACACCUCUCCACAACUGGUAUAAGGAACUCUGUUUGGGAAGAAGACUGGGCUGCUCCAGUGCCAGAUCGAGAAUUUUAUCGUCAACAUCCACCAGAGGAGGGAGAUGCGCUCUACAGAACGAAUGUUCGGGCAGCUCCAACGCGACAUUUUUACUCGUAUUUUUACGAUCCCGUGCUUCAGAAAUUUGAAAAAAUGAUUUUGAAAAAGGGACAGGGAUAUACAGCUUACCAAAUAUUAAGUAAUACUUUGCGAAAAAUAAAAUUGACGCAGGUGACAAAAUAUCACAGAGCGUCUGAAGAAGAAAAGUUGGAUAUUGAAACGGACCCCGUUGUUAUUUUUCAUCAAGCGAUUCAAAACGCCACUCCAGCGAUGAGUUUAAAACGAACUGUCAAGGGUGGGUCGGCAUUCCAGGUCCCCGUUCCCAUUUCAGAUGAUAAAAAGUUUUUUUUGACGUCAAGCUGGAUUUUAAAACAUUGUCGACAGCGCAGGCAAAGGACGCCAAUAUCAGAUCGCUUGGCUAAGGAAAUACUAGCCGCAUAUAACAAUGAAGGAGUCGCAGUAAAGAAAAAGCAAGACCUUCACAGACAAAUCCUUGCCAACAGGGCUUAUGUUCAUCUAAGAUGGAAAUGAAAUAAUGAAUCAAACAAUUGUUGAAUUAGGAUUUAUUAAUGCUGGGGUCUGGUCCAGGGGGGGGGCAAGGUUUUUGGACCAGGAGCCAUGCUAGACUGGAUGGCCAUGCUGUAUUACAAAAGGAAAAGUUGAAAACAAUAAGCCUCGUGCCAAAACUAAAUUUAAUCGCAAUCUCAAAUUCUUUGAGCUAUUUUUUAGCUAAAACAUCAAAAUUUAGUUUAGUUUGGUUGUUGGAGCAUCAGGUGGGCCGGAUUUGGCCCGUGGGCUGUAGUUUGCCCAUGCCAGGUCUAGGCCAUUGAUAUUUCACCAUUUGUAUGAAAUAUUCAGUUGAUUGGGGAUCUAUUUAAACCUCAUGAAUGCCUUUUUUUAUCAUUAUUGUAAACUCCUUGUCUGGGAAAAUCUUGACUUUUCGGACAAUAAGGAAGUCUGAAGCAAAACGUUUCAGCCACUUACUAUGAAUUAUUUAACAGUUUUUCGCUGAGAUAAAUUUACAAGCGUGUAAUGUGUGUCUUUUCUAGUAUAAACUCGUUUGGCGUGGGUCUUGAAACUAACUGUGUUCAAACUAUUAAAUGUUGACCCUUCCAAGUUUUGUUUGAUGUGUUCAGCCAGUACUCUCGUAGUAUGUGUACCAGGUUAGGGUUAGGCUUUAAUUUUAUUCCGAUUUGCCUCAUUUUAGUUCGGGGACUGUCUGUGUUAGCCAAGUGAAUAUCUCCCUGCUCAUAGGUUUCCGUCCCUUUACACAACUUGAUGUAAAGUAGGCGAACAAUAUUAGUAUUUCCAUAUUGGUACACACACUUCUGGAGCGUCGUUCAGCCAGCUGUGUGGAAUUUAUACCCCUUCUCUCCCAACAAUUACUGUUCACUAUUUCCAUUUUUUUUCGUAUUUCAAUUUUAGA